Molecule: messenger RNA, 1331 nt
Organism: Bufo bufo (common toad)
Lineage: Eukaryota; Metazoa; Chordata; Amphibia; Anura; Bufonidae
Gene: BFSP2
Product: beaded filament structural protein 2
Exons: 7
Coding region: 1-1212 (403 amino acids)
Biological process (GO): intermediate filament organization
Cellular component (GO): intermediate filament
Molecular function (GO): structural molecule activity
Source: RefSeq, a predicted model, not a curated record
AUGCCUUUACCAAGACGUAGGUCAUCUAUCUUGGGGCAGCAGCCCGCUUUGUCUUCUGCUGAGUGUCCUGGGACUACCAAUCGUAGAGUCAGCAUUGGCAGCGCGAGUAACCUCCCCAGGCCACCAGGUGUCUAUGUAGGAAGUGUUCCAACUGGAGGUGUAAGUAGUCUUGGCACUCGGGUUUCUCGACGGGCCCUGGGUAUCAGCAGUGUUUUUAUGCAGGGACUGCGCAGCUCUGGCCCACCUGUUCCUGUCACCCAAAGCUUGGAAAGAGGAAGAGCCCCCACAUUUGAAUCUUUGAAUAGCUGCUUGGUGGAGUACAUAGAUAAAGUGAGAGCCUUAGAACAGGUGAACCAUGAGUUGGAAGAACACAUCAGGAUUUAUCUGGACAAGAAAGCAUCAACUGUAAGCAGUUGGGGAUCACUCAGGGACAACUGGGAGAAUAUAUAUCAUCAGGUUGGAGAUGCAGUCUUGGAGAAUGCUCGACUUAUGCUGCAGACAGAGAAUAUACAAGCAUGUGCAGAAGACUUCAAAGAAAGAUACGAGAAUGAACAGCCUUUUAGAAAAGCAGUGGAGGAGGAGAUACGUUCAUUGUACAAAGUGAUUGAUGAUGCGAACUUGACAAAAAUGGAUUUGGAAAGUCAGAUAGAAAGCAUGAAAGAGGAGCUUGCCUUACUGUCCAAAAAUCAUGAGGAGGAUGUGAAGAUGCUAUACAAGCAGCUGGCAGGAUCUCAGCUAGAAGAAGUAGACACGCCAAUCGGCACGGGACUUGAUGAUAUACUGGAGACCAUCAGAAUUCACUGGGAGAAGGACAUUGAAAAGAACAGAGCUGAAUCUAGUGCCCUUCUUCAAGCCAAACAAUCAGCGGCGCUGCCAGCAUUACAAAGCCAAGAAGAGGGAGUUGUGGAGAGUCUGAGAGAAGAAUUCCAUGAUACAGCUUGCAAAAUCCAGAGCCUGCAGGCUGAGACUGAAUCCCUACGAACACUGAAAAGAGGUCUGGAGAAUUCUUUGCAUGAUGCUAAACACUGGCAUGACAUUGAGCUUCAGAAUUUGGGAUCUGUGAUCACUAAGUUGGAAGCAGAACUGGAGGAAAUUAAAAGUGAAACUGAGCAGCACCAGCGAGACCGGGAACAUUUGAUGUCCCAUAAAUUGCAGCUAGAGAAGGAAAUAGCAGCAUAUCACUGUAUCCUGGAUGGAGAGGAAAACAGAUGAUGUUUAAUAAAACAGUCCCUCGGCCAUACAGCUUACAUUGAAGAUAAAUAUAAAGUGAUUUGUGCCUGUGAAAUGGAAUGCUUCUGUGAUCUACUUGAAUAAGCAAAAUUCGGCCCGGG